Gasterosteus aculeatus aculeatus (three-spined stickleback) is the source of this 2472-nucleotide messenger RNA. RefSeq names its product beta-1,3-galactosyltransferase 2. Gene Ontology annotation, cellular component: Golgi membrane. Gene Ontology annotation, biological process: protein O-linked glycosylation. NCBI's taxonomy places the organism in Eukaryota, Metazoa, Chordata, Actinopteri, Perciformes, Gasterosteidae. The record is from RefSeq and is a predicted model, not a curated record. Gene Ontology annotation, molecular function: N-acetyl-beta-D-glucosaminide beta-(1,3)-galactosyltransferase activity.
AAGCCGUCACCAGGCCAACAGCCGCCUCAGAACGAACACUCCUCUUUAUUAUCCUCCUCCUCCUCCUUCCCCCCCCGCUCUAACGCAGACAACCCAGCGACGGCACAGAGCAGAGCGCGCGGGGAGGGUGAGAAGAGGCACAUGUGGGGGGAGUGGGGGGCGUUAACAUGAGAGCCUGUGACUAAAAGACAAAGAGCGAGGAGAAAAGAAAAAGAACGAGAACAGAAAGAGUAAAUGCUCGGAAACCGAAGAGAGACGCGAGAGGCUUGUGCAUCAUCCACAGCCGCGGCUCGUCUGACGAGACACAAUCCGACCAGCGAGGACAGUGGAAGGACUCUGCGGCUACCGUCCAGCCUCUGGGGACAACAACGGCAACAUGGCAGCUGUGACACAUGUUUUGCACAUGUGGCAGCCCCAUUUCACCGCCAUUCUGACAAACAGCCUUAUGGAAGCAGGAUCGUAAAUACAUGGCGGUUACUGCGGUUCCAAGGGGAUGUGGAGGGUGUGCCUCGACUAAAAGGAAACGGGUGCGUCAGCUGACCAGCAAACAGACAGAGACGGAGGUCUUCGGCAUGUCAGUCGCCACAGAACACGCUUUGUGCUGCCGGGAGAAUCAGAAGACACGCGACCACAGAGAGGACUGACACCGCUCUCCCCCAAUGAGAUACGAGUCAAUUGAUUACAUGGAAAACGAGCAAUCGAGAGUGGGGGCCGAGUUCCUGAAGCAAUUCCCCACAUACGCACGCCUUCCAUCCCUUCCAGGGGCCAAGGACUAGCGAGCGGAUUGUCAUUACAAGCGUCCGAGGGAAGCAGCCCUGCUGCAACAAUGCAGUGGAGACGACGCCAUUGCUGUGCGCACACGGCUAAAUUUCUCUACCUCCUCUCACUGUUGGGUCUGCUGGUCUUUCUGGUCCACCAGGUGUGGCUGCCCAAGCUCACGGGGAAGCCGUGGGGGGGAGGCCAUCCUUUGGUGUCCUUUGGCGGCGAUGAACUUCGCGCCACCAGACCCGAAUGGAACCUGAGCGCGCCGCAAUCGGCAUGGCGGUUCGUCCGCGUUCCUCGGCAGGUGCUCACAUCCGACGCCAACGUCAGUUCCCCCGAGAAGGAGGGUGUCCGGUCUCCUCAGGGAGACGCGGGUUUGCAAAACACUAGCACAGGUGUGGAGGGAGAGCUCGGCGGCGGUGUGACCCACGGCCCUUUCCCUUACGUCAUCAACGAGCCGGACAAAUGCGCCGGGGGCAGAGCGGCACCGUUUCUGGUGCUGCUUAUAGCCACGGAGGCUCGGCAGGUGGAGGCGAGAAAUGCCAUCCGGCAGACAUGGGGCAACGAGAGCGGCGCUCCCGCCCAGGGACUCGUCCGGCUGUUUCUGCUGGGGACGAACGAAGGAGAGCUGGGACUUUUACAGCAAAGGAUGCUGGAAGCAGAAAGCCGGAGGUAUCGCGACAUCAUUCAGCAGGACUUUGUGGAUUCCUACAAAAACUUGACCAUGAAGACACUGAUGGGAAUGAACUGGGUGGCAGUUCACUGCCCACAAGCUGGCUACGUCAUGAAGACGGACAGCGACGUCUUCGUCAACACAGAGUACCUCGUUCACAAGCUGCUCGGCCCCGACCAGCAGCUGAGGAAGAACUACUUCACGGGCAACAACAUGAGAGGCUACGCACCCAACCGGAACAAAAACAGCAAGUGGUACAUGUCUCCGGAGCUGUACCCGAGUGACAAGUAUCCCACCUUCUGCUCCGGGACCGGUUACGUCUUCUCUGGAGACCUGGCGAGAAAGAUCUAUCGGGUAUCCCUGCGGGUCCGCCGAUUGCAUUUGGAGGAUGUGUACGUGGGAAUAUGCCUGGCUGAGCUCCGGAUCGAGCUCACUCCUCCACCCAACGAGUUCCUAUUCAACCACUGGCGCGUGUCUUAUUCCAGCUGCAAGUACAGCCACCUGAUCACGUCACAUGGGUUUCAUCCCAAUGAACUGCUUAAAUACUGGCAUCAUCUCCAGAGUAACAAACGCAAUGCCUGCAUAAACACAGCGAGAGGAGGAAGGGCAACUUUAAUGCAAUAAACAGAGACUCAGCAAAUUCCUGGGAACAUGUUAAAACCGCUGCAUAAAAGGUUGUGUAAAAGCUGAUGUCUGCUUUGUGCUUUUUGUCAAAUAUUUUGUACCAACCAGAUGAAACAUUUUCUGUAUGUUUGAGUCAAACCAUUGGAGAGUUAAUGGGCACCAUAAUAUUUUACAAUGUUUCACUGUGGUGCAAAGUCAUAAUUUUGUCAUAAUGCAAGUUGUGUUUCGUACAUUUUGCCUUGCAAAUACAGGCUGCACUAAAACCAAAUAAAUAUAAAUAAAACAAAUAUUCCCACAUCAUUUCAAAAGACAUUAAAACAUGAAUUAUGCUACUAGAUGUCAAAUUGCUGACAAAUCCAUGUGGGACAAGCUACUUUUUGAGUACAAAAUAUAUUUCUGGGAAUUGCAUUUGA